CACGUGGGGGCAGCCUGAUAGACGGCAAAAAGACUCUCCCUGCUAGUUGUUACUUGUGCUUUGUUUCAUACUUUGCAUAUUCCUGUGUUCUUUCUUGCUUGCUGCUAUGCUGCUACCAUGGGCUAGCUACCAUGGUUGUCUCCACCAUCUUUGAUCGUCGCCUCCUCGCGGUCUGGUCAGUCUGGCCUUCUCGCUUAUUCGUCAGCGUGUCCGUCAAAACAAAAGCCGCCAAAACUGUGGGUGCGCAUGCUGGGAUGUCCGCGUGCUACAGCACUUGCCAUCCUGUGUUCUUGGGCAAGUGACAAAAAUUGACGGUCAUUACAAAGGCAACAAAGCUGCACAUCAAGAUGAGCUCUUUGGAAAACGUCCAUUCUCUUCAGCACAAACUGAUGUUGCUUGACCUGUUGUCCAGUGCGAAACUGUCGAAAGGCCUACAAACGUUUGCCACACAGAUUGAACCCAAGAAUGUGGUCCACUUCUUUAAGUGCAUGGAAUCCUCCUGCGACUUCACCACCGACGACAGUGACCUCUUCCUCAUUCACCUCUCGGCCCACUGGGAAAAUUCGUUUGUGUGCAUUUAUUGCAGGGAGGCAAUCGGCACUGAUGUCCAGCUUGUCCAGCACAUGAUCACAGACCACAACGACAGAAUUUUCCAGUGUGCAUUUUGCUUCUACCGGUCUCGUGCGAAGCCCCACCUUGUUGUACACUCCAUGUGCGUACACAAGAACGACACUGUUUGUGGUUACCUGUGCAAGAAAGUUGUCGAGAUGCCACUGAAGGAUAGGCCAGCAAACACUGCGGACAAGGAAUACGUGUGCACACUGGGAAGCUGCGAGCUGAGGUGUCUCAGCAGUGACAACUUUUUGAAACACCUCUACGAAGGUCACCCAAACGCGACGUGCUUCGUGUGUCAUAAAUGCGGAUGUCAAUGCACAAAUCCAGAGGGCCUUCUGUCGCACUACGCUAAAGUGCACGGCUUCAAGGCCUACCAGUGCCUGUACUGCAGCGCUGGCAGCAACGAUGAAUGGGAAGUUAUGGAACAUAUUUCGCAAGCGCAUGCUGAUUACCCGUUUAAGCUUUUAAUUCGCUCGAGCCAUCCUCCGGUAUGGUUCAAGCAGGUCAACACAAUGGUGAAGGAAAGCAAGCUGGUUCCUUUCCCCGAGGGCAGUUGUGCGCAACGCGUACAGGAUCAGGUCUGCGCCAAAAGUGAACCAUUUCGCGACACGCCGCCAGAGUCGAAGCCGCGUAUCGGCAGCGAACUUAAUAACCCUGUGGUAAACAUGCAGGGAUCUCUGCCGUUCGUUCCAACGUGUUUUGUCUGCUCUGUGGAAAACUGUGCUUACUCCUCAAGUUGUCCAACCACAUUCCUCAACCACAUAAAGGAAGACCAUACAUCAGUCUCCGAGUUUUCGUGUCCAUGCUGCACAGUCCUGCGACAGACUUCAUUAAGCGAGUUCUAUGUCCACCUGAUCGAUAACCAUACUACAUUGUUGCGUUGUCUGUACAAAAACUGUAGCUUUGUUGGGCAUUCCAGAGAAGCUGUAGAUGAUCAUGUAAUAUCGGUUCACCAGCAGUACGAUGAUGUUACAGAAGACCCUGAAGAGCCCAAGUCAGAAUCUCAUAACGUGCCCGUGGAAGAAUCAUCGGGCAUGGAGCUCCCUGUUCUAGCGGAAGACUGCAGCAUCAAGUGUGAGCGUCUUCAGGGUAAGGAGGUAGAACAAACGUGCGAACAACAGGAAAGCGAAAGCAGGGACGCAUCACCUGGUCCCACUGUGGGACCCGGCACUGUUCCAGAGAAGUGGCUAUCUGACGCUGAGCUCAGAGCAAUUGCCGAGAGAGAAAGCGCCUUGCAGGCCGCAAAGGAGGAAGUCUCAGUGGAACCAACCGUGGCAGCCACGCCAGCGGAGACGGUGGAACCAGAAGAUAACGUUCCGGAGCCUCUGUUGCCUUUACCCGAGGAGUCUGAAGAAAAAUACGUUUGUGGCUUCUGCUGCCAAAGUCAAAUGGAAGCUUUGGAGUACUUCCGCCACAUGUCUCACGGCCACGGAGUGAAAUAUUUUUGUGGGCAUUGCGACAGGUGCUACAAAGUGCACAGGCAGUUAAUUACGCAUCACUUCAGGUUUCAUGCCACAGAGGAGAUGUCCUUUAAAACUUUUCAAGACAAUACUUUAAUGAGUGUGCCACAGAAAGUGAUAUCAAUGUGGCAGCAAGAUAUUUCGAAUCAAACAAAGAAGAAUACAAAUGGAAUAGCCCAGGGCGAAAAAGUGUCAAAGGAUGUUAUGAAACCCGCUUACGAGUUUCCUGAGAAAUCGUGCACAAGUCAUAACAAGAAAGGGGAGAACUAUGUCUCCAAGAAGCAGAAAAGUAACACUGUUCCGAAGUUGCCAGCUGUGGAUGCAAGUCUGCAAUGUGAAACUGCAAAAGGAGAUGGAGAGGAAAGCCAGAGGCACAUCGAGGAGGAAGCCCCGUCAAAGAGGAAAGCGGCUACAAAUGUCCACGGUGUUACAAUGUCUAAGAGCGCUGGAAACACACCAAAAGGGUCGAAGAAGAGAAAAGACAAAUUAGCUUCGCCGCAGGGCUCAAAAAUAAAGUCCAAAGUGCCCAAUGAAAACAAAUCCCCCAGAGCACCGAAAAAUAUUUCUCCCAGAUUGGCGUCUCAGGCCAAGGCACCUAAAAAGGCCUCUCCAAAGGAUACUGAACAAAAUGUCCCGGGUGAUAACUUAGUGCCACAACGAAACGAGUCGAUUGGCAGGGAACAACUAGUUCAAAGAGGAUCGCCCGCUGCUCACAACUCGACAAACACACUUGACGUGUCGCCUCGAAGCGCCUUUGUACAUCGGUGUGUAUACUGCUCUAAGAGCUACAAGGUGCUAAAGUGGGCAUUACGGCACCAGAAAGCUGCACACCCCGAUAAACCUUCGAUGUGUAAAUUGAUAGAGCCUUCAAAGCUCGAGAGCGAUAGCACCGAGCCCAGGCAUGCCGAGAAAGAGACCUCGGAACAGCUUAUGUCCCGAAAUGUUCAAUCAUCAAUGGGACCGCGCUCAACGAAAAAUGGGGGAGGAACACUGGCAAGCGAAAAGGAAGUGGUGAUGAUAUCCCUUGUUGACGAUGAUGAUGACUAUGAUGACCCACCACGGCACAGUGAAAAGAAAAAGACAUGGAGACGAAUCUGCGUUAUCAGCAGUGAUUCUGAAGAGGAGGAGGAAUCCUCCGAACCCGAAGGGUUUUCAUACUAUGGUGUGAAAGCGAGUCCGCUCCCUAUGGAUAAAGUCUUUGUCUAUGUUCACAAUGGUGGGGUGAAAAUAGCUUAUUCCCAACUUGCAACAGUUAUGAAAUUACAGCCCAUAGUGCUACUAAAAAGACUAGAACUGCAUCAUCACCUUCCUACAUAUUAAUGGGAAACAUAAUAUUCACAUGUGCCAAGUACAGUAAGACUAUACGUACAUAAUGUAAUCCAGAGCAUUUGUUGAUGCAAAGCAGGAGUUUCAUAUUUGACAGCCUGUAAGUGUGUUGCAUCUAUAUUUCGGUUUCAUCAAUAAAGUUUUACUCAAAUACAAUGUA
Ornithodoros turicata is the source of this 3561-nucleotide messenger RNA. RefSeq lists its product as uncharacterized. The record is from RefSeq and is a predicted model, not a curated record. Gene Ontology annotation, molecular function: RNA polymerase II cis-regulatory region sequence-specific DNA binding; DNA-binding transcription factor activity, RNA polymerase II-specific. The transcript has 2 exons. Gene Ontology annotation, biological process: regulation of DNA-templated transcription. Bases 348 to 3395 code for a protein of 1015 amino acids. NCBI's taxonomy places the organism in Eukaryota, Metazoa, Arthropoda, Arachnida, Ixodida, Argasidae.